AUCUCCGACAGGAAUCCGAGCCGCCCUGAAUCCCCUCUCUCCUUGUUUUUUUUGUUUUAGUUGUUCAGAAGCGCUUGAGCUCCAAACGCUCCGGGCCCUCCUUGUUUUUUCCGAUCUGUUAGAGUGCUACGGUGCAGCACUUUGGUGUUCCCUUCUUCUUCCUUGUUUUGAAUUGGCGUGAGGAGUCCGGCUCCGACGGCUACGGCUUCUUUCUCUCUGUGUUUUCUUCCAAUAUCGUAUGGCUGCGGUCUUGGAGUUGGCGGCGCUGGUCAUCUUCGGUGGCAUUUCCAGUUGCAGAUCAGCAAUGGCUUGAAUCUUUUACUUUUGUUGUGUUGCUUUUGGUUUUAGCCGGAUCCAAUGCGGAAGUGCCGAAGAAUUUAUUUUCUUUUUCUCUUUUGUUGAUGACCGACAAUUGAGUCGGGUGCUCGUUCAACUGUCAGCCUUGUUGCUGGUCUUGGUUGGAGGAUUGAAUUUCAGCUGUCUACAACCAACAACAGCUGCAUUGUUCAAGGAAGCAAAUUCAAACCUUUGCCCCCUCUUUUACCUCCAACUCCUCUUGUGCUCCCACUAGCAUCUGCUGAAGGAUCUACAGAAUUGAUUCAAUGGCUAGUGGGAAGGCUUGUUGCUAGAUCCUGUAGUGCUGCGUCGAAUCGCUGGCGGGUCAGUCGGAAGACGGCUCCCAUCACGCGUGGAAGAUAUUUCUCCGAGCGAAAGCGCUGUGUGGCGGCUUCAACAACGAAAGAUUGGUGCUAGCAGCGGCGUUCCCCUCUUUUGCUUGGACUGUAGUAGGCGGUGAAGUUCACAUUGCGGUGUUGACAGAAGUGUUGAAAACGUCAUUAUUAUUAAUAUGAUCAAUUGAUACACAAUAAAUAUAUAUAUAUAUAUAUAUAUAUUGUGUGUACCACUGUGACACCAAGAGUCACAACUCUUGGUGUAAGGUCAAUAUAGAGUAGAUAGUAUUCUACACAUGAGACUAGUGUACUAUAUAGUAUAAUUCUCCCAAUACUCCUAUUAGUACACUAAUUUUCAUCCUCAAAUUGGAUUUCAUCUAUUAUGAGAAAUAUGUAUGAGAAAUAUAGGGUUUUAAUCUCCUUUUUGGGUAUUGCAUUGAUGUAGAGCUCUCUUGUAGCUCUCCCACUGCUUCUUCAAAUCUAAGAAGGCGCCUUGAUGGGCUUUGCGAUGGGGUUGACCAUCAAUGCGAGGUCGGCCAUGGCGGGCUCCGUUAUUGUAGUGGAGUCAAUUAUGGCGGAGUUGAUCGUGGCGAGCUUAGCUGCUGUUGUGGCAAACUCCGCUAUUACAGUAGAGUUGCCAGCCGAUGCAAGAUCGAUCGUGGCGAGCUCCGCUACUGUUGUAGCAUACUUCGCUGUUGUAAUGGAGUCGCCAGCCGAUGCGAGAUCGGCCAUGGCCGGCUUCACUACUAUUGUGGCGGGCUUUGCUUUUGUAGUGGAGUCGUCAACCGAUGCGAGAUCGGCCAUGGAGGAGUCCGUUGCUGUUAUGGCGGGCUCCACUGUUGUAAUGGUGUCAAUCUGUGUAUUUUGAUAUUUCAUGGAUUUGGAAUGAGGUGGCUUACUGUGUAUUCUCCCACUCCAUGAUGUAUCAAAAUAUGGUUGUUGUAGAAGGUCUGGUGAUUUUGAGUAGACCAACAAUGCUUGAAUUGUUGUAGAAUAGGUUUUUUAUUUUGAAUUGAGAAGAAUAGGAUACAUGCCUAGUUGAAAAAGGCACUGAAAAUGUUUCUCUUUGAAAAGAGAUUUUGUAAAUACAUUUGGUGUCAUAUAUGUGGUUGGCACAUAUUGUAAUUUAAUUUCCUUGGCAAGUAUCUUUUCUCUUGUGAAA
Messenger RNA from Physcomitrium patens, 1833 nucleotides. RefSeq lists its product as uncharacterized. NCBI's taxonomy places the organism in Eukaryota, Viridiplantae, Streptophyta, Bryopsida, Funariales, Funariaceae. The record is from RefSeq and is a predicted model, not a curated record.